Molecule: messenger RNA, 729 nt
Organism: Chenopodium quinoa (quinoa)
Lineage: Eukaryota; Viridiplantae; Streptophyta; Magnoliopsida; Caryophyllales; Amaranthaceae
Exons: 3
Coding region: 1-729 (242 amino acids)
Source: RefSeq, a predicted model, not a curated record
AUGUGCCUGGAGAGGUUUAUGAUCCAAGUAAAUUCCAGGCUGUUUUACAAAGUGAAGUGUUUGGCCAGGGAACAAAUUCAUGGUGGUUUUGCCCAGUCCUAUGCUCUGUUACCAAAAUAUGCUGAGAUGAUAAAGGCCACCAAUCCUGGCUCAUAUGCCCUCAUUACUUGGACUGACAGUGGGGGCAAUGGUGAAAAGUUCAAGGCAUGUUUCAUCACUUUUGCAGCUCAAGUGAAAGGGUUUUUGGGUGGCUGCAGACCCAUUAUAGGGAUUGAUGGUGCCCAUCUCAGUGGCUAUUACAAAGGAGUCAUGCUCACUGCAGUGUCCAUUGAUGGCAAUAAUGAGAUUUUUGUGAUAGCUUAUGGUCUGGUUGAUACAGAGAGUAUAGACAUCUGGACUUACUUUUUCAGAAACUUAAGGAUCUUAUUUGCACAAUAUGGAUCUGAAAGGGAUGACUGGACUUUUAUAAGUGACAGGAUGAAGGGUGUUGAAUCAGCCCUUUUUGAGGUAUUCCCAAGAGCAACUAGGAGGGCAAUGUCAAAGAUCAAGAAAUAUGAUGCAACAUCAUUUGAUUACCUUACAGCUACUGAAGAGCAAUGGAGUAGGUACAUGUUUGACAGAACAGUUUGUUGUGAUCAUAACACAACAAACUUUGUCGAGUCAUUCAACUCAUGUACAAAGGACAACAGAGAUUUUCCUGUCCUGACUUUAAUGGAAGGUAACAUCUGA